AUGGUUCUGAUAACGUCGGCAAAAGCAAGUGAAGCGGCUGCUUCGAGCUGUAAGCUGGUACUUGAAUCAGGCAAAUGUAUUGAUUACGUGGCUCCAGCUCAUGCUAACCUGUCACCAGAGAUACAGAGCGAGAGCAAUGACAUUGUUUCGGAUGAUUUUGCAGGAAGGAGGAAGAGCAGUUACGCCAGUGAUUCGAGUGACGACUGGGAGGGUGUAAAUGCAUUGUGUCAUGUUCUGGACAAUAUAAUACAAUAUGAAUCUGAUGAAAUAGUGGACGGUCAAAGCGUGCUUGAGGUGGGGUUCAGCACAGGUUUACCUUCAAUAUUUGCCCUUGCAAAUGGCGCGUCGCACGUUACGCUGCAUUGCCCGGACAAGGAGAUGCUUGAUUGCUUCAUAAAAGCUACAUUCAGUCGAAAUCAGGUAAAACUGUCUCAGAGGAAAUUUGUCACUGGUGAUUUAGAUAACCUGAAGAAAUCAACUAAACCAAAACAAUUCGAUGUCAUUUUGGCCCCAGAGUAUAUCAACGCAAACCAUACUGAAUUUGAGGCACUUCAUGACUUCUUAGACUACGCAUUGGCUCCGGACGGUAUUUGUUUGUUAACUGCACGAACAUUUUAUUUCAAUUGUGACGGUAACCUGCCCGAAUUUUUGUCUCUUAUAAAAAGUAAGGGAAAGUUCGACGUUUAUGUUCGAUGGUGCUCAUCAAAAUUAGACGUUGUACAAAGAAAAGUCGUCCAGUUGACAAGGAUAAUCCGAUAA
Molecule: messenger RNA, 759 nt
Organism: Enterobius vermicularis (human pinworm)
Lineage: Eukaryota; Metazoa; Nematoda; Chromadorea; Rhabditida; Oxyuridae
Source: the annotation of a GenBank genome assembly